AUGGAUCGAUAUAAAGAUGGCCCAAAGGAUAAAGAGCUAACCCUCCUUCUACCGCUCUCCUUUGGUGUCUCCUCGUUAUCGCUUCUUCACCUGUUAGACGACCAGCUCGAACACCAGCGAGGGAAUGAAUAUAAACGAGUUCCGUACAAGCUGCAUGUCCUGUCGGUGGAUUCUCCUACUUUAGACGCCCCAGAGGAAUCGAAAGACACAAGACUAGAAGUACUGCGGUCGACGUUCCCCGAAUUCACCUUUACAGAAAUCCCUCUACAUUCGAUCUUUCACUACGACAAAAAUGUGGAGGAGUUUAUGCUGCAACACUCAUCUAAUAGAGAUAUAACCGACUCAUCAAUAAAAGACCAGGAUCGGCUGGAGGCGUUCCGGUCCUCUCUUUCUACAGCGACUUCUAGAGCGGACUUUGACUGUGUAUUGCUGAGGAAGCUGGUUGUUGCGUUUGCAACUUCCGAAGGGUGCGAUGGCGUAUUAUGGGGGGAUUCUGAUAGUCGGCUUGCAGCAAAGACCUUAGCGGGAGUUGCGAAUGGCCGAGGGAUCGCGUUGCCCUGGGAGGUAUGCGACGGGCCAACUCCAUGGGGGGUACACUUCACCUUCCCUGUCAGAGACAUCUUCAAGUCAGAACUAGUGCAAUAUGCAUCCGUCAAGUUCCCGGAUUUACUAUCGAAGAUUGGAUCUAAGAAGCCGAAAGUCUUCAAUGACCAGGUUACGAAGAAUAUGUCCAUUAGCGACUUGAUGACUCAAUAUGUUGAACAGCAGGGAGAGAAAUAUCCUGGAAUCAUGGCGAAUAUUGUCCGAACAAUUGAUAAACUACAGCCAUCGCAGUUACACUCCGGCCCAAAUUGUGUCUACUGUGGAGUACCGUUAGAGUCGGGCCAGAUGGAUCCAGCGACUCUCAGCAUCCUCGAAGAACGAAACCUCAUAGAUGACGAGAGCCACGUGAAAGAUACUGCCACAUGCUAUGGCUGUGCUAGGACAUUUCUUGAUUUUAAACGGCCGGCUGUUACUUCGAAAUGA
Molecule: messenger RNA, 1026 nt
Organism: Arthroderma uncinatum
Lineage: Eukaryota; Fungi; Ascomycota; Eurotiomycetes; Onygenales; Arthrodermataceae
Exons: 1
Coding region: 1-1026 (341 amino acids)
Biological process (GO): tRNA wobble position uridine thiolation
Cellular component (GO): cytosol
Molecular function (GO): sulfurtransferase activity; tRNA binding
Source: RefSeq, a predicted model, not a curated record